CCGUCACACACACACACGCAUGCACUGGAAGAAGCAAUCCGAUAAUGGAGCGCCGCAUCAUCUUCAUCGCCUCACUGCUUCACGUGAAGCCAGCAAUGAUCGUAAACAUUCUCGAGAAUGAGUGAAUCAUAAUGGGAAUAACUAGACGACAAGACCAGUAGUCAUGGUGUCGUGGUUCAGUUACCUACAUAUUUCUCUGGACUUCAUAAAGCUUAGGAUAGGUCUUCAAGUCCCCGAGCAACCACCAGUCAUGAGACGGGGUCAAAAAUCCACCGCAACACGAUAUCGGAUCAAGUACUUAUUUGUCUGUGACCAGAGCACGUGCAUGUGACUUACCGUUCUCUAAGUUUUCCCAUCCAUCCUCCUCACAUCGACGCCACUGCGUAGCCUCACCUCAGUCUAACAUGUCACAAGAACACGAAGACGUGAAACCCAAACUGGAGCUCACCCUCGUCUUCAAUGACAAGCCGAUCACCGUGAAAGUCAAAUCUAACACCAAAUUCGCAAAGAUAUUCGCAGCUGCUGAGCAACGGUUCGGCAAGGAACCCGGAACGUUCAAAUUCGUCCAUGAGGACAAGCGGAUCAGCAAAGACGAGACACCCGCGGAUUUGGGACUAGAGAACGAGGAUCAAAUCGAUUGCUUCCUGGAGCAAGUAGGCGGUGGUUCCAGGACCGCUCUCCGAUCACGACAUUCGCACUCAUCUCGAUCCGAGCAGUGAUUGUACUAGUACAGCAGAAACUAUAACAUAUUUUGUAUUAAUCCCUCAGGCGAAGAGGGGCACAUGCUCGACCCAGCUCACAUCCGCCGGCGCCCUUAGUUCCCACUCAGCCUCGAGCGCCACCGAUGCUCCAGACUCGACGCUCCACAUCCACUCGAACCGCCCAUCUUUCUCGCCCGAGCCCUUGCCCCACCGGACCUGGAGGCCUGCCUGCUGGAGCUUGACCAGCUCGCCGUCUUUCGAAUCCGCCAGGCCAUCCGGCUUGCGCAGGAUGACCUUGGCGCGCUUGUCGUCGCAGGUGGGGAUGACGUCGCGCACGAGCAGUUCGGCGAGCUUGAAUGCGUGUUUGUUCGUGAUCGUGAUUUUGGUGGUGUAGGUCGUUGUGUUCAUCGUCUCUUGGAAGGAGCCGGCCGACGCUGUGACGGUCUUGGAGCUCCGCGCGUAGGUGACCUUGGUCGAAACGUCGUGGCCGAGUGUGCACGUGAACGUGUCGCCUGUAUUGAUUUCC
Messenger RNA from Mycena citricolor, 1227 nucleotides. NCBI's taxonomy places the organism in Eukaryota, Fungi, Basidiomycota, Agaricomycetes, Agaricales, Mycenaceae. The record is from the annotation of a GenBank genome assembly.